Molecule: messenger RNA, 1596 nt
Organism: Wasmannia auropunctata (little fire ant)
Lineage: Eukaryota; Metazoa; Arthropoda; Insecta; Hymenoptera; Formicidae
Product: protein FAM45B-like
Exons: 5
Coding region: 286-1347 (353 amino acids)
Biological process (GO): protein transport; regulation of early endosome to late endosome transport
Cellular component (GO): late endosome
Molecular function (GO): guanyl-nucleotide exchange factor activity; small GTPase binding
Source: RefSeq, a predicted model, not a curated record
GAGAGAAAGAGAGAGAGAAGAGCGAAUAGCAAUUUAAACAUAACCUGACAUAACCUCAACUUCUGUCGUGACUGUAGGGGAUAUAUAUUAAUAAUUUGUUCUAUUAAUAAUACUUAAUAAUAAAAAUAUAGACUAUCUAUUGAGAAAAAUAUAAUAAAAUGUGUGAAUUUUGCUAUAGAUUUCAAGAAAGCAUAAAAAAUAACAAAUAACUUUAAUAUAUAAUUUUUGACAGGUGUUAUUGUUAGUUAUUUAUCUACAUCAGUUACUUAUUCUGAAAGGCUCCAAAUGGCACCAUUAACGGAUUUAAUUUCCUGCAGUGUAAUAGAGAAAGAUUGUAAUGGAGAUGUCUUGUGGACAUGGUCGUAUCCAGCAAUCACGGAAUCUCAGAAGACUGUAGUCACGAGGAAAUGCAAUUUGAAAUUGGAGCAUACGUCAUCUCCUCACGUAUUCGUAUGCGCGAGACACGGCCACGACUGGUUCUACAUACAUUGCAGCGAAGUAUUCGACUCUGACAAACUACCGAAAGUAAAACAGUUUGCAUUGGUUCUCUUCGCAAAGGACUUCAACCCACAAAAGUAUGAAGUGCUCUCGCGGGUCCUCAGCAAGAUGUACUGCAAAACUGGAAAACCCACGGAGAUUUUGCAGCUGUACCUAUCUGUAUUCACGAAGGGAUCCUGUUCGACGCAGGAGAACGGAACGUUUGUCUCUGACGAUUUCAAUACUCAUCGUUUCGCAGCUAGCACCAAUGUCAAAGAACUGAUUAAAACAUUCGAAUUGGAAACGAUUUUGAUAUAUACCGCCCUCUUGUUGAAAAAGAAGAUUAUUGUAUAUCAUCACAGCUUGGAGCAACUUCUUAAGUGGAUAAGAACUUUCCCUGCGUUGAUGAAACACAGGAAAGUUACUGACAAUCUUUUUCCCUGGAUUGAUUUGGUAAACGACGAGUUAAUCGAAUUGAAGAAAUAUUCGCACUAUGUGGCAGGCUGCAGUAACAGCUCGAUAUCAUCAAGAAUAGAUCUGUACGACCUACUUGUGAAUAUUCCUGCUAGAGAAAUUACUGUAGCACCGCAUGCCAAAGAAAGUCUUACAAUGACGAAAACCCACAAGGAAAUAGCCCUGUUCAUGGUUCAACUGUGCGAAAAUCAAAACUACACGGAGGCCCAGGUUAUAUCCGAGAUAAGUGACAAAACACAGGAUCUUCUAAAUCAGUUAACUUCGUUAGCGACAGUGCAAGCUCCGGAUGGCAAAAGAAUGAUCUCCGUCGAGAUAUUUAGGGAGAAAAAUUUGGCGCCGGCUGUAGAAAGUUUUCUUAUUAAUUUAGCCAUUGCCGAAAAUCUCUUUGUGUUAUGAUAAUUUUAUGAAUCAAAGUCCUUAAACAUGUUAACACUCUGCGAGGAAUGAGAAUAAGGAAUAAAAUGUAUCUAUUUCUUGUCAUAUUUUGUCAUAUAUUAUAAUAUAAUUAAGCAUUCAUAUCGUUUGCUACUUUGUUAUAUUCUAUCAAUUUUAUGUUUCAUUCAGAACUUCUUAUUCGACGGGCUUAAUUUUCGAUAUUGUUAAUUAUGUUUUUAAGAAAUAUUAAUAUAUGUAAAAUAAAAUCUA